Messenger RNA from Staurois parvus, 605 nucleotides. NCBI's taxonomy places the organism in Eukaryota, Metazoa, Chordata, Amphibia, Anura, Ranidae. The record is from the annotation of a GenBank genome assembly.
CUGGAUGCUCGGCUCUACUGUGCAGAAGAAACCGCUCCUCCGUCCUACCUGUUCCUCGGUCCAGUGGUGUCCUGCUUUCACCAGCUGUCUUCUCUCACCAGUGUGCCAGGGUGGGCACCCAGCUGUGACAGCUUGUGGCUUCACAGCCAGUUCCCACUGCGCUUUGUCUGCAGUCUCUGGUCAUCUCCUGUACUGUGUCCGUAGUCUCCGGUCAUCUUCUGUAGUAUGUCCGCAGUCUCUGGUCAUCUGUAUUAUGUCUGCAGUCUCUGGUCAUCUCCUUUAGUAUGUCCACAGUCUCUGGUCAUCUCCUGUACUAUGUCUGCAGUCGCUGGUCAUCUCUCCUGUAAUAUGUCUACAGUCUCUGGUCAUCUGUACUAUGUCCGCAGUCUCUGGUCAUCCCCUGUACUGUGUCCUCAGUCUCUGGUCAUCUCCUGUACUAUGUCCGCAGUCUUUGGUCAUCUCCUGUACUAUGUCCGCAGUCUCUGGUCAUCUCCUGUAGUAUGUCUACAGUCUCUGGUCAUCUCCCGUAGUACAUCUGCAGUCUCUGGUCAUCUCCUGUAGUAUGUCUGCAGUCUCUGGUCAUCUCCUGUAGUAUGUCCGCAGUC